Messenger RNA from Marmota monax (woodchuck), 5873 nucleotides. Its product is annotated as putative tetratricopeptide repeat protein 41. NCBI's taxonomy places the organism in Eukaryota, Metazoa, Chordata, Mammalia, Rodentia, Sciuridae. Gene Ontology annotation, molecular function: protein binding. Gene Ontology annotation, cellular component: Cul4-RING E3 ubiquitin ligase complex. The record is from RefSeq and is a predicted model, not a curated record.
UCGGCCCUUUUACAUUCUCCCGGCGUCUCUUUGCGGGAACUCUGUCCUCCGUGUUUUGGGAUUUAUAAAUCGUUCUGACUGCAGCAUACAUCUGUGAUUACUCCAAGGCUCCAGCGUACACAGCUUUCAGAAGGCCGCCGCGCCUUGGCCAAGGCCACCCUAUGUUCUGGGGGUGGGCCCCAGUCUGGGUUCAGCCUUUGACUCGGGAACACGCGUUUCCUAAUCUGUCAUUUAGCGCGUUAUGUAGGCAGCUGGAGCCUUCACUCCUCUGCGCACUCAGUGACCGGAAUCCCCAAGACCUUGCUUUGCAGAAGUGGGUGAUGGGAUCCCCCUCCUCCGAGGGAAGUCUCUAGCAACUUUGAUGCCUUUGACUCCCCCACAAUGUGCAAAGGGGGCCAGCCACCUGCCGGUCCCAAAGCCCCUGCUGUAAGUCAGGUGGAGAGCGUGGUGGUAAAGUCCGUUCUAACACAGAAAAGGAAAGGACACACCUGCAGAUAUUUGAAAGCAAAACCUGCGGUGCUGCAAAUGAGAACAGAAUUGUCGCUUUGUAACUUCAUAGAAAUACCCUGUCCGCCUUCUGGAAGGCACGUAAAACACCAGGUGUCUUUCCUGUAACGGAAGUCCCUCACACCAAGCUAGUGCCUGUGGAAAUAUUUUCUGUCUCUUUAACGGUGUUUUUACCCACUCCCCACCGUCAUCAGCGCCUCUUCUCCAAAAUACACGCCCCUAUUGCUUCCUCCAGCAACGCGGAACUUAGGAAUUUUGUUUUCAGAUAACCAUCUGAAUUCCUGACCACAAACUUUUAGGUGACAAACUUUUAGGUCUUUUUAUAACUUUCCAUAUUUAGGCUUGCCAAUCUUGAUUUUUGUGGUUGAUGGUUUUCAUAUUGUGGUGAUGCCUUAUUUACAUCUGCCCAAUUUACCUCCAUUUGUUGUUAGUAAGCAGAGGGUAACUUGCAAAGCACGUCUCUGCUUCUGUGCUUACAUUUUUGUUGUUGAGAGGAUAUUAGGGUGAUGAUUACAUCAAGAAAUCUGAAUUAGCUUUUGUAUAUUUUAACCCUUUUUUGCUUGUUUUUAGAAAAAGAUGAGUCCCAUCACUUUUCUGCAUUUGAUAGCUCAACUUCUUCAUCUUUUUCUUAUUUAUGAACAAAUAAGCCAUCAGUUCUGAAACUGUGAAUGCCAUCUUAACUGGUCACUGGUGGGUAGUUUGUGCUGCACCUGGAGGAACUGAGACUGAGAAGUGCCUUCUAAAAUAGAGCCACUACUUGUGGGAAGAAGUUUUUGCAGAUGAUGAUGAGAAUUCCCGAGUCCUAACAAUCAAGAUUUUUUUUCCUGACCUUCAAAUGGUAGGCAUCUCUCAUCCUCAAAUGAUGAUCCUCACGAACUACCUUGGGGAAAGAUUGCCAUCUUUUUCUAGCAAACAUCAUUAGGAGAAAGAUCUAAGAGCAGUGAGGGCUGGAGGCCGCCCCAGGAUGCAAACUGUCCUGAUUUGAAUGUGAUAUCCUCCCCGAGCAAAGGAAAAUGAACCAGAAGGCAAAUGAGAAUGUAGAAAGAGAUGCCCAAUUCAAUGUAAAGCCCCAGACGCCCAUUCGGCCUUACAUCUGCUCCACUCUGAAUGAUUUUCAAGAAGAGAGGAACUUUUUGGCAACCAACAUCUUCCCUCAGCUUAAUGAACUCUGCAAUUCCCGGGGUACAUACUUCAAACCUGUGGACCUGAGGUGGUCGGUCUUGAAGGCCCAGAAGUCCUUGCCGGCCAACUUGUAUAGACAGGGUUGCUGUCUCCUCUCCCAGCAGCUGAAGCUCUGUCUUGACUAUGUGAACAGCUGCUUUCCCUUCUUCAUCUGCAUGUUGGGUCAGACCUAUGGGGACUUCCUUCCUGACCACUCACCUUUCAUGUUCUCCAAAGCAAAAGACCUAUCAAAUUUAUCCAAACCAGAACAGAAUCUUUAUGUUGCUGCAAAAAAUGGUUAUCCUUGGGUCCUAGAGACUCCCAACUGCAGCCUGAUGGAGUUUGAGAUCACCCAGGCAGCAUUUUGGAACCAGUCACAAUUUCAAUAUUUUUAUUUCAGGACUAGGACCACGCUGCUGAAGAUAUUAAGUGGGGAAGAGGAGGAGAGUCUGUCCUCAGGUGCUCUGGUGAAUGAAGAGGAAAAAUUGAAGAUUGGAAGACUUAAGGCCAAGAUCAUUAGUAAAGGGCUUCCCAUCAGAUUUUAUAAAGAUCUCCAAGAGUUGGGGGAACUGGUUUUCAAGGACUGGUUGUUUGUGAUAGAAAAACUUAACCCAGUCACUUUAAUGAUCAAAAAUAUAGACUACAGGCACAGCUUAGAAUGUUUCUAUCAUGAAGAGUUUAUUGAGAAGUGCAAGCAAGCGUUUGUUUCUUCCAAGGAGUCAAACAGGAUCUUUGAAAUCUUGGAACAAUUUGUCUUAAAGGAUGAGGGACUUGACUUAAAAAAUGCAGCAGCAGAUUCUAAUUUAGUCUCUGUUCUCAGAAUAAAUUCUCUUCCAGCUUUCAAGUCUAUUUUGCUCUUGUCUGGAGAACGUGGUUGCGGGAAGUCCACCCUGAUUGCCAACUUCGUGAAUUAUUUCAAAAACAAGUAUCCGAGCAUAUCGAUCAUCCCUCAUUUUGUGGGAAGCACCUGUGAAAGCAGUGACAUCAUGUCCGUGAUCCACUACUUCAUCACAGAGCUACAGCACACGAACCACAAUAUGCAGCCUGAAAUGGAUUUUCUUAAUGAAGAUUCAAACAUUUUGGCCUUUUCACUUCUUGUAGAAGUGUUCAUUGCCUCCAUCAGUUUAAAGCCAUGUAUACUUGUGCUAGAUGGAAUUGAAGAAUUGAUUGGUAUUUAUGGGAUUUCAGGUCAGAAGGCCAAAGAUUUCCCCUGGCUGCCCCACUCUCUCCCUCCUCAUUGCAAGUUCAUCCUGAGCACUGUCUCUUCCAGCCUAUCCUGCAAGUUGCUGUGUGCCCGGGCAGACGUGAAGAUUGUGGAACUCACCAGCGUUGGAGAUGAAGACACAAGGCUCAGCAUCUUCAGACAGCACCUAUUCACCCCAGGCCAAGACCCCUCCCUACAUAGCAGACUCGCUUUGAGAAAAAAACCAAGCCUGAGUCCUUUGAAACUCACAGUCCUGGCCAAUGAGCUGAAAGAAUGUAGAAUCUACCGCAAUGAGCUUCAGUGUCUCAAGGAGUACCUGGAGGUGGCCUCUCUGCAGGAGUUCUGGGAGUUGAUUCUGAAACGCUGGACCGAAGACUAUAGUUGGACUAUUAAACAAAAAAAGGCAAAUCCAGAUGUUGUCCACACAGGGCUGGAUGGCUGGGUGGCCGAUGCUCUGUGCUUACUGUGCAUCUCACAUUGUGGCAUGGCUGAGGAUGAGCUACUCCAGGUUUUGGACAUACUGGGCUACAGGAAUAAUUACAAAGUGACCACAGUGCACUGGGCUGCUUUCCGCAAUGCCACUAAACAGUGGGUCCAGGAGAAGCCGAAUGGUGUCCUCUACUUCCGACACCAGUCCUUGCGAAGUGCUGUGGAGAGCAAGCUGCUUGGUAUAACCACGCCUGUCAGGGAGAGCAGUCCAAAUGCUUGUCAGAACCCAGUGAAUCUCAAGAAAACACAUUUUCACCUAGUCUUGGUCAGAUACUUCCAGCAACAGAACACUUUUUGGAGAGUGUUUCAAGAAUUGCCAUGGCAUAUGAAAAUGAGCGGAUGCUAGGGGGCGUUGUGUAGCUUUCUCACAAACCCAAGUAUCACAGAUUUUAUAUCAAAAAUCCAAAGCUCAAGCUUCUGGACAAGGCUGUACCUCAUUCACUACUGGAAUGUUUUAUCAGAAGCUGGAUACAAUACUUCCAGGGCCUAUUUGAUGUCAGUGGCCAAUAUUAAAGCAGAUCAGUGCCAUAAAGUGAAGAGGAGACAAACCCUCUCAGUGCUGGAAUGCAAGCUUUCUAAUGUCACUGCCACUGACAAAUGCCGACUGAUGUUCUGCAUUGGGAGUUUUUUGAAACUUAUGGGCAAGAUCAGAGAAGCAAAAGAGCUGUUCUUGAGUACUGAGGACAUAUUAAUGCAGAGCCAGUCCACAAAAGAAAUGCUUCUCAAAGCUCAGAAUGCCAUUGGAGAACUGUAUGUUGAAAUCGGGAACACCCAGGAAGGGUUCAAGUAUUUCCAGAAGGCGUGGUCAAACCUGCAGUGCUUGCCACUCAGUGACUUAAAAGACAACUGGAACUUGAUGAAGCAGAAAGUCAGAGUGCUGAACAACCUGGCCAAGUCAGCAUCUGAGGAGUACCUAAAAGAAAACCACGUGUUGGAAUACGCCACUGAGGUUUCCAAGCUGGUGGACAACAUCCCCCAUGAUCAAGCUACCAUGAAAUACACCGAAGGUGUCCUCAUGUUGGUUGAUGGAAACACUUAUCUUGCAAAAAUGAAGUUUCAAGAGUGCUUAAGAAUCAGGAGAAGUUUGUGAGAGAAAAACAUGCUAGUUGGAGAAAUUAUGGAAAUUUUAGCAGAUUUACUGUUUUUUUUACUAACAGAUAAUGAAAAACUCCAAAGGAAGCAAGUAAUUGAAUAUUAUAAACAAGUGAUAAAAAUAAAGGAAAAUGCAGACGCUUUGGCCAACUCCUCACUUGUCAGGAAGCAGCUAAGCAUCAGCCUCAGUGAUACCUUGUGUAAAUUAGCAGGUUAUUUAUUGACAAGUGACUCUUGUCAUCAUGUCAUGAUUGAGGCAAUAGGCUAUUUGUACAGGUCACUUGAUUUAAGGGAGACCUAUCUGGGACCUUCUCAUUCAUCCAUCCAUGGAAUCAUGCACCUUCUGAAGGAAAUUGAGCGGACCCGCAGUAGGAGAUUUUGGCCUCUAGGCAUGUUACAGCAAUCUCCUGAGGAUUCUAAGAAUGGCUCCUUAUUAUGGGAACACCUGCUUAAAUUAGACUACCACAGUGCUCAGAGUUCUGACACAGUAAGCUCCGCGAUGUGCAUCAAUGCAGCUAAGUUAACAAGGGCUAAGAGCUUGCAGUUAGCACCACAUCAGAUUUCGGAUAAAUCAAAGUAUGCUAUAAGGAAAAAGAUCUCCAGUCCCAUUAUUUGUAUUUCUGCUGGGAAAAAGACCCAAGAGAAGGCACAGAAUAAUGUUGAAAUAUGGAAUAGCCCAAGAAAGGAAGCAUCAAAGAAAAAGAAAGAUUAUACCGUAGAGGUUUUACCUUUGGGUAAAAAGAGUGGCUUAGUAAACCUUUCAAAGCAGAGGAUUUUGUCUGAUGAAGGUACGAGUGGUGAAGGCCAUGUCACUACAAUUUACCAUUCUCCCCUACUAGGGCCAUUUACCACAAAUGAUUCCUGGCACUCCAUGUCUGAGCUCAUAUCAGAAAAGUGGCUUUUUCAUAAUCCAGAUUACAACUGGACUCCUCCAAAGAGUAUUUUGAAGAGAAAAUCUCAAGCAGAAACAAAAUCGUUGAAGAACUCAACUAAUAAGGAAUAAAAACAAACCAAAACAAAACAUUGUGGGUUCUUUGUGUAAUCUUUUCCCACUUAAGUACUUUUAAUUGUAUAUUUUCUUCUAAGACACUUAGGAGUAAUAAUAAUCAAGGCCUAGAGAUUUGAUUUUUUUUAAACCCCUCGAAAUAUUUUAACUAAUUUUAACUGAAAGAACAGUUUUUAAGUGAUUUAUAUUUCUAUGGUAUUGAUCUCAUACUGAUCUCACAGGGUCCCAUAUCUAAAAAUAUAGAAGCAAUGUUAUUAAAGUUCUAAUUGUGUUAUUUUCACAUUGCUAUAGUUUACUCAUUUUGAAUUUAUGGAUUUUUCAUCUAAACAAAAUUUGUAAUUGCUAUCAUCAUACCUUUUUAUCCAACAUAAGAAAAGUAUUCCAGUUUACACAUUAAAAACAGAGUUUAAAGUA